AAAAACAAAAAUUGUGAAUAAAAAACAAAAUGGCGGAGAUUAAAACUAAAAGUCAUGUUUAAUUCAUGUUUUUGUGUAUAAAAUAAGAGUUAUUUCAUGUUCAGUGGCGGUGCGGAGCGCAGAUUGCCAAUAAAUGUGUAAUCGAUGGCCCGUUGGCGUUAAGCACCGCUUUUCCUGCGGUAUUUUUGACCGUCCUGACCCGAAAAUGCCACCAAAGAUCACCAGCAAUACAAAUCAACGUAAAUUACUACUAAAUCAUCUUUAAAUAUCAAAAUAAACAUGGCGAUUGAUAUCCUGGAUGUUGAUCACUUCGCCAUCAGUGCGAUUGUGACGGUGGCGAUGCAGAUCAUCUUCUUCAGCAUCUCCGCGGCUUUCCAGACGGAUAAAGUUUCGGAUUUUGCUGGAGGAAUCAAUUUCAGUAUUCUAGCAUUACUCACAUUCUUUUUGGGACAACUUGGAAAGACUGACAAAACACAGAAAGGUUAUGAUAGCCGGCAAUUAAUGGUAACCGUGUUUGUAUGUCUCUGGGGAGCUCGAUUAUCCGGAUAUCUGCUUUAUCGGAUAUUAAAAAUCGGUCGAGAUAAACAAUUCGAAGAUAAACGCAGCAAUACAAUUCGUUUUGCGAUAUUUUGGACGUUUCAGGCUGUUUGGGUUUAUGUUGUGAGUCUUCCAGUGAUUAUAAUAAACUCGCCAAGACAUUCAAUUCCUAAAGUAGCAAAAACAAUGACAACUUUAGACUCAGCUGGCACUGGCAUGUUUUUCGUCGGUUUGCUAGCUGAAACCUACGCUGAUUUACAAAAGUUUUCCUUCCGGCAAGAUCCAAUCAAUCGUGGCAAGUGGUGUAACGAUGGACUAUGGAGAAUGUCACGCCAUCCAAAUUAUUUCGGUGAAAUUGUCGUCUGGUGGGGCAUUUUUGUCAUAUCAUUAAAUGUGAUUGAUGGCUUUGAAUGGAUCGCCAUUGCGUCGCCAUUGUUUACAACGUUUAUAAUUCUAUUUCUAUCUGGGAUGCCAGUAUUAGAAAGAUCAUCAGAUGAUAAAUUCGGAGACAUAUCAGAAUAUCGAUACUACAAGCAAUCAACAUCGCCACUAAUCCCGAUUCCGCCAGCAAUUUACGUCGAAGUACCACGAUUCUUGAAGUUUAUCAUUUGUUGUGAAUAUCCACUGUAUGAUACAGUGGAAGCUCGCAUGAAGGCAUCGCAUAUUGUUAAAGAAUCCACCUGCGGGUCGUUGGCGCAGUCGCAGACAUAGCUAUAGCUGUACGCUAGCCGUGAGGCUAGCGGUUCUCGGAUCAACGUGAAAGGCCAGCAGGGCCAGCAGGCGAGUAAUCAAGGACAGUCAAGUACAUGUGUUCAACAAGCUCCAUCAUCUGGAUCGAAUACUUGUCAAAUUACAGCGCUGUGAGCUAUGAAAACAGCCCACAAACGAAAAACAAUUGCAUACAUGCAAUAAAUACAAACGAAAAACUGAAAUAAUUGAAUUUUACGAUUUUAACAUGCGAUUUAAGAUUUAAGAUACUAAAUCUAAUCAAAACUUUGAACGAAAAGUUUAAUACAUAAUUUAAUUACUUCCAUAACGUUAAAGUUACUAUAAGUAUUAAAAAUAUCGAUGAAUUGUUAUCAAGUUAGGCUACACUCUUUACAAACGUUGUUUGCACUUUGUUCAGAUUCAUACAUUUACAUUAUACAGGCCUAGACGGUUGAAUAAUGAUUGUUAUGACUUAUAUUUUUGUACAGUAGGUAUUCUAGAGUAUGUAUUGAUUAUUUAUAGGUUUGUACUGUUACAAUUCCAACGCAUAUCAUUUUAUAGCCGUUUCUUAACUCUUAAUACCACUUAGACGAAUGUUAAAGAUAUCAGCGUAGAUGGUUAAACAUUAGCAAUAGUAUAAUCAAACACACAUCAACAACAAACUCGAAAUAUGUAAUAAAUAAAAAAUUAAGUAUUCC
Molecule: messenger RNA, 1943 nt
Organism: Dalotia coriaria
Lineage: Eukaryota; Metazoa; Arthropoda; Insecta; Coleoptera; Staphylinidae
Exons: 5
Coding region: 280-1248 (322 amino acids)
Biological process (GO): lipid metabolic process
Cellular component (GO): membrane
Molecular function (GO): oxidoreductase activity, acting on the CH-CH group of donors
Source: RefSeq, a predicted model, not a curated record